Messenger RNA from Dermochelys coriacea (leatherback sea turtle), 1815 nucleotides. Its product is annotated as C-type lectin domain family 5 member A-like. Lineage: Eukaryota; Metazoa; Chordata; Testudines; Dermochelyidae. The record is from RefSeq and is a predicted model, not a curated record. The transcript is spliced from 9 exons. Bases 388 to 978 code for a protein of 196 amino acids. Gene Ontology annotation, molecular function: virus receptor activity. Gene Ontology annotation, biological process: innate immune response.
AUACAAAAGAGGAAGCCUUUAUGGACACUGAUUCUCUUCGGGGGGGGAGGCACAUACACAAAAGGAACCACAGCAUGAUUGCCAAGGAAGCCAAGACAUAUAGAAUAUUGUGACCAAGACCCAAAGGACAAUUGGUCUGUUAAUUCCUUUCCACAGCAUCUAUUCCAGACCAAGAGAUACGAUGGAAAAAGAUUUGUGAACUAUUGCUUCAGUGUGAUGCUGUCUGCUUUUGCAAACUGUCCUGGAAGGAUUCAAUCAAUGAAAGUUAAGGGCCUAAAUACCGUUGUGGAUCUGAGCCUAAGUGACUUGCCUCAGUUUACACAGGAAGCCUGUGACCGAUCAGGCAAUUGAACCCAGGUCUCUGACUAGUGGUACCCCAGGGCUAAAAUGCCGAAUAACAUGAACUGGCAGCUGGUGAUUCCUGGCUUGAUCAUCUUGGCCAUUAAACUUGUAGGAACGUCCCUGUUCAUGGUAUAUUUUCCACAGAUCUUCCCAACUCUGGGUUUUCAGAGGAUACUCAAUUCCACAACUGAGGGGAACAGAACAGUUUCACAGAUUUUCUCCACUGAUGACUCACCAGAGAACUCUAGGUCUUCAACCAGCGGGGGAAGAACAGACUGCCCGAUCCGGUGGACUUUUCAAAGGGGGAAAUGCUACUUCUUUUCUGUUCAAGAAAAGACUUGGAAUGCCAGUCAAAGAGCAUGUUCUGAAGCAAACUCCAGUUUAGUGAUUAUCAACAGCAAAGAGGAACUGGAGUUCCUCCAUAAUAACACAAAAGCUGAAGAUCACUUCAUUGGAUUGUCAAUCAGAGGCGCUAAAGGUAGAUGGAAAUGGAUUGACAACACAGAGUUUAACACAGACAUAUUUAUUAUAGAUUUGAAUAGUGACACCUCUAAUUGUGUUGUAAUUGGAUUAACUGUCGUGGGUACUAUAUCUUGUUCUGUACCAAACCGCUGGAUCUGUGAAAAGAAAGCAUAACAGCUCCCAUGGAAGGAGGAAGACUCUGGGGCUGGCACACACAGGCUAACUGGAACUUGGGUGGCACGGUUUAGUGGUUAGAACAAGUCACUCGGAGUCAGGAGACAGGUUUUCUUCUAUACUGUAUUGGCUGAAAGGCCUUGGGAUAGUUACUUUGGCUUUUUGUGACUCAGUUUUCCCAUCUGUAGAAAAAGAAUAAAUGUAUCCACUUUUGUAAAGUAUAUCCUCAGAUGACAUGCACUAUGGUGGUGCCAUGUACUGAUGUUAAUGCCCAUAUAAUGCUGUAUUCACACAAACUACAGUAAACUUGCAUAGAAGCUAAUUCUCUUUCUUAUGCACACAUGCAGCCAGGGACAAACUUACCGCUGACAUAAGAAUCCUUGAAUUAAAAUAAGCAUGACAGAUAAAAUUUGAGGCUGAAGAAGAUAAAAGUGGUGUUGGAAAUGACAAUGGUUAAAAACACUGUUAUAAAGCAAGGUGUGGGGGUAGACUAAGACCUGUGCACCUGGAAGACCCUGUUCAAACCAAGAACAUUAGAAUCCUUGGAACUCUUGAGAACAACACAAUUUUUCUAGAAGCCCUUGUUAAAAGCAAUAUAACAGCUCAGCUAUAUUUAGCACUUUGAUAGAGCUUGAUGGGCCUGAUUCUCUGAUCACUUUCACAGGAAUAACUUCAUUAAUGUCUAUGGAGUUACACCAGUUCAAAAUCAACUUGGCACCAAGAGUGAAAUCUUGAUCCCACUGAGUCAAUAGCAAAACUCUCACUGACUUCAACAGGAUGAGGAUUUCGCCCCAAUCGCGUGAGAAAUGCAGAAACAUUAGCUAAUUAAAGAGAACA